Messenger RNA from Aureobasidium namibiae CBS 147.97, 864 nucleotides. RefSeq names its product BSP-domain-containing protein. The coding region runs from base 1 to 864 and encodes 287 amino acids. The transcript has a single exon. The record is from RefSeq and is a predicted model, not a curated record. NCBI's taxonomy places the organism in Eukaryota, Fungi, Ascomycota, Dothideomycetes, Dothideales, Saccotheciaceae.
AUGUCUGCAGUUCCUCCAGAACCCACGCCAUCGCAGGCACCUCCCACACUGGCAACACCAACGCGCGAACCCGAGCCGACGUCAACCAAGCCAUCCGACUUUCCCAAAGUCAAAUUGCGCCUCGAGCUCCGCGACCUCUCCCACGAGUCUACCGACCUCUUCCUCAAGAACUUCAACAGCGCCAAAGACUUUGCCGACCUCGUCGACGUGGUUUUGAAGCGACUCUACACCUUUCCCAACCAUGACGAUCCCACGACCAGUCUACCCACGCCUUCGACUACAAAGAUCCCUGGCACGCGCUCCGUCACGUUGAUCCUACGCGAUAUGGAUGGCGUUGCCUACACCACUGGCUCCGACAUCGACAACGAUCAUAAAGAGGUCCACCUCUCGCUGUCUUACCUCAACCACGUUGCAUCGGCGAGAGCUGGCUACACUGCCCGUGACGAGAUCCUCGGUGUCGUCUGCCACGAGCUGGUCCACUGUUUCCAGUGGAAUGCCAAAAACACCUGCAACGGAGGCCUCAUCGAAGGUAUUGCCGACUGGGUACGUCUGAAUGCUGGUUUCGUGCCGCCGCACUGGAAGAAAGAGGCUGGCAAGAGUUGGGAUACUGGUUAUCAGAACACUGGUUACUUCCUCGACUGGAUAGAGAAGUCCAGAGGUACGGGCAGUGUAUAUGUCAUCAACCAAGCUUUGUGUCACCAGAAAUACCAUGAGGAUACCUUUUGGAAGGACCUGUUCGGACAAAGCGUUGACGACCUCUGGACCGAGUACACCGAGUCGCUGAAGAAGCCCAAGGACAGCCUUGAUGAUUCAAGUCUGAAGAUGCAGGUCCGUAUCAAGAAAGAGGUGGAAGGUCACAGUUAG